UUUCUUUAUUAGCAGCUAACAAAAGUGGGGCAGAGAAAUGAGGAAGCUGAACAUGGACGACUGGCGAAGGAUCUUUCAGGGGCAGAUCCGAGAGGCGAAACCAAACCAUGUCUGGAGCCUGAAGAUGGAUCAGCAGCUCGAUUACAAACGCUUGCAAUCUGGAUGGGCUCAAGCGUUACAGGAACAUGCCCACGCAAGCUUUAGGUGUUCACAAUGCUACCAUAGCUGGGCCUCGCAUCAGGUUGUCAUCCUGUUCCUUAUGUGCCAGGAUCAAUCUUAUCACCAAGGAUGGGUCUGGAUGAAGGUCUUCAGACAGCAAUGUGAUAAGUGUACUCCAGAGAAGUAUGAAGAGCCACAAUUCACUAAGACAGAUGUUGACAACAUCAUAAGACGCUUGAUCCUUGACAUAAGGGAGAAAUGCUACAGAGAGCGUGACGACCGCAGCGAGCUCUCUGAGGUGGUAUGGGAGCACACUGGACCACAUAAACCUCGGUAUUGUGAAGCCUGCAAGCUGGGAAUCCACAAAUGGCGUCGUCAGAGUCCUAAAGCCGCACAGCAUCAUGGGAAGGCCAAAAGCGCAAAGCAUUCUAGGAACACUGAAGAGAAAAAGACAUCGCCUCAGCCACCCACGGACUCCACAAGUCCUGCUAUGUCUUGUGUUGGUUGCUUUUGCCUAAUUGUGAUAUUCAUUUUAAUUUUUAUUGCCUUUCUUAGCUACUGGGUAAGCUAAAGCAAAUUCAAGAAUAUGUUAUCAGAGAUAUGACCUUCUUGCUUGAUAUGCUCUGCUUGUCCAAGUCCCAUAAAUGUUGAACUCUUGUUACAAGCUUUUGUAUCGUCUAAAACUGCACGUGCCAUAAAAACAAUCUUGGAAGGAAA
This is a messenger RNA of Heteronotia binoei (common prickly gecko), 876 nucleotides long. RefSeq names its product receptor-transporting protein 1-like. Gene Ontology annotation, biological process: protein targeting to membrane; protein insertion into membrane; detection of chemical stimulus involved in sensory perception of bitter taste. The record is from RefSeq and is a predicted model, not a curated record. The coding region runs from base 38 to 730 and encodes 230 amino acids. Gene Ontology annotation, molecular function: olfactory receptor binding. Lineage: Eukaryota; Metazoa; Chordata; Lepidosauria; Squamata; Gekkonidae. The transcript is spliced from 2 exons.